CAUUCGCAAUAUGGCGGACACUGAAGAAAUGAAAUCACCACUCUCCGGCUUCCAAUAUGCAGCCCUUUUGCCUUUAGUAUGCUGAGAGUAGACUUUGGUCAAAGUCUUUUGGACCAUUGUGGGGUCUUAAUUCUUGUGCAACCCGUGGGAUACAUCGGCGAUAAGAGAUUCAAGGCUAUUUACGACGAAAUUUCCACGUAUCGUAGGGCACAGGUUCCCAACACGACUAGGACACUUAAUUUGCGAUACUCCAAAAGGGUCACUCCACAGUUUAUCGAGUGGGGCAACUUUCAUUUCCAUAAACGGGUGUUAGGACUCAUUUGCGUGGGAAGAUGUUCAGAGAUCUCCGAAGUGGAAAAGUUAGAAAAAUCGAUUAACGAAAUCAAGAAUCCUUUUAGUGCUAUCCUUCUCAACACAAGAUGUUUCGUGUUUGGCUGCAAAUCCAACGACGAAGCAAAGAUCAGGAAAGAUUUUGCCCUCAUCAGAGGCGAAGAUCACUCCGAGGAUCUUCAAAGUAAUUUGGCGGAGUUUGUAGCUACUCUGUUCAAUGUAUUGGAAUCUAAGAGAUUUAGUAAAUUGUCAGAAAAGAUUGACAAGAUAACGUUGAUUCAAGCCCCUGUUGAGCAUGAAGUGUUUGGAAGUGAAAAUGACAACAGGGCAAGCAAAAGAAGAAGUAUUGGACGCUCUAAAAAAUACACUGGAGACUUGUGUAUGUUAGCAGGUGUGCCUCAAGAUGCUCUUAGUCAAUAUCUCAUAGCUGGAGAGUAUCUGAGGGCUGCUAGUGAUGUGCUGUGGCUUGCCGGAGCUCUUGAGGGCCAGUGUGCAGCGUCUUUAGUGCUAAGCAGAAAUGAGAAAGUAACAGACAGAAAUUCAUUGAUUCUGCCCACGAAAUGUGCAGUGAACUCUGUGAACUUAGCAAUUAAUGGUUUAGGAAAUGACGUUGAUGAAACAAAGUUUAGAAAUCCACAGCCACUUUGUGAAGAAGAGAUUGUAGAGAGACUGUCUGAAGCUUUGAAGCUCUACAACAGAGUAAGUAACAGUUUAUAUAACCAAUCCAUAAAUGGGAUUCUGAUUUUAAGAGAAACGAGACAAUUAGUGCUGCAAAAUAUUGUUUUAUCUCCUUUCAGGGCAAGCAAAAGAAGAAGUAUUGGACGCUCUAAAAAAUACACUGGAGACUUGUGUAUGUUAGCAGGUGUGCCUCAAGAUGCUCUUAGUCAAUAUCUCAUAGCUGGAGAGUAUCUGAGGGCUGCUAGUGAUGUGCUGUGGCUUGCCGGAGCUCUUGAGGGCCAGUGUGCAGCGUCUUUAGUGCUAAGCAGAAAUGAGAAAGUAACAGACAGAAAUUCAUUGAUUCUGCCCACGAAAUGUGCAGUGAACUCUGUGAACUUAGCAAUUAAUGGUUUAGGAAAUGACGUUGAUGAAACAAAGUUUAGAAAUCCACAGCCACUUUGUGAAGAAGAGAUUGUAGAGAGACUGUCUGAAGCUUUGAAGCUCUACAACAGAGUCAAAGGAGCUGCUGUCAUAGAAACUGAGGCUAAUCUUAAAUUCACCAGACUUUUAAUUACUUAUCAGAGACGUAUUGAAGCAAGUAUAGCACUGCAGAAUUCUCUGUCAGUAAAUGUCUCACUAACGGAACAAGAAAAGAUUCAGCGAUUUAGCACUGCAGCUGUCUUAUAUGACGAACUGGGAUUCAAAAGAAAGGCAGGGUUUUUCACCAGAGUGGCCGCCGUGCAGUGUAUUUCACAGCAAUUACCACAUCCACUUUGGCUUUUGUCUUAUAAAUUCCUUAUGAGUGCACUUGAAGGCUACAGGAUACAUCUUGACCAAAAAGAUGUUCCCCAAGAUCUUCCAAAUGGUUGGCCUGCUCUUCAAAUAAGACUUCUAAAUGAACUUAUAUACACUGCACGUCGCUUAGGAGAUCCUUCAUUGGCAGUCAGGCAUGUAAUAUUUCUACUACAAACCAUGCAUGAUCACUUGAGUGACGAUGAGAAGAAAGAGCUGUGUGCAUUAUUGGAAAGUUCUGCCAAACAGUGCACAGGGUCACCCAAGGAAACAGACAAUAACAGGAUGGACGUGCUGGACAUGCCUAUGAUACCCCUCGCUAGAAUGCCUCUUGUGAGAUCAUUCAAGGUCCAUCCACUAGCUUCUCAUCUGAAGCCCGUUGGAAAGAAGUCUUUGGCAGCAUCAGACACAGCAUCUACAGGACCAUUCAUAUUUUCAUCGCUCAGACGGAAUGCAAAGGAAGUAAAGAAAACUAAAAAUAUAACAUGGGUUUGUGGAGACCUUGGGCAGGUCUCAUUGGAUGUUUAUAAUCCCAUGCCAUUUGAACUCAAAGUCUCUAAAAUGGUAAGAGCUGGCUACUGGUUUUACACACAGAUAUUGUUGCAACAGCCUUUGUUCUUCUUUUUUGUAUUUUGCAUUAAUUACUGUUUUUACCUCGGUAGCUAUCUUCCAGAUCUAAAUUUAAAUCUAAAUAUUAUUACGUCGGCAACAUCCAGAGGACANAGCUGCGGAGACAGAUAUCAAGAUAUGAUUGAUUAUCUUAAAUCAAGUCUUAUUGCUCCCUUAUUAAUUGAGUUAUUUUCACGGGCAGGUUACACAGUGACUGUGUUUGGAGUAGAAAGCAACUGCAAGCUUACACAAGAAAACCUGGAGAAUAAAGAGGACUUUCCGGUGAUUGUGGAUGUGGUCCCUUCAAUGCCCCUCCUCCAGGUGUCCACGUCUCUGCCUAAGGUCCGUUCUCAGCCUCCAGAUCCCGACACCCCUCGAUCUGCGCCCCUGGUCACGGCCGUCACGCUUUAUGCUGGUCAGAGCAAGAAAGGGAAGAUCACCCUGGAGAACAUUAGCAAGUUGCCGGUUGACAAUCUAAAUAUCUCUGUCAGCAGUAAGGAUGGGGAGGGAGCCGAAGAACUCUUCAGUUUUGACGAAGAAGAAAUCAAAUCCAAACUACCAGUCCUUCCCGGUGACUCCACCGAAAUCACGGUCACAAUAACGGGCACACAUCACUUCCCACAAGGCACCGAGAGCAGCGAGAAUCUCAGUUACGACCCCGAGGCACCCUGGGGUUUGACUGGUGCGAUUCAACUCCGCUACUCAACAGGAGAGUCCAGUAGCCACACGUGUCGGAAAGCCACCAUGUCUAUUGACGUCACAGUCGUCCCUAGCUUGCUCUGUGAAAACUAUCAGAUCAUUGAACUUCCUAGUGACAGAUCACAUUGUUUACUGAUGUUCGAUGCCGUAAACAAGACGUCGAAUGACAUGGAGUUUUCGUCCUCUGUGCAGAAUGGAAAUCAACCAAAUUGUGAUGAUGAGGUGUUCACGGAUGCGGUUAUGAACAUCCAAGGAAAUGACAAGAAUAGGGUAACAAUAAAUUUGCCAAGAUUUGCUUUGCCAGUCUCCGACAAACCUAGUCAGCAGGUUCAUAGCGACUCCCAGAGAAGAGCUGAAUACAAGAAAUUCGUGUGUGACGUGGUUAAACUUCAAUGGAAUCUUCCAGCUUGCCAAGCUUCAGGCUUUGCUUAUGUGGACAACUUGAAGCUUGACGUAGACAUGAUGAGGGUUUUAAAGCAGGAUCCCAUCACUUUUGGUAUCAAGAUUAACGGCGAGGAAUACAACAACACUGCUUCGAGCUUGGUCACGAUUUCACUCUGCACAAUUGUGGAUGUCAAUAUUGAAGUAUCUAAUCAAAGUGAUGAACCUCAUGGUCCCUUGUUAUUGACUGUUGAACCGUACCAGGACCAGGCCUCUGGGUCCCCAGUGACCGAGCUGGAUGGAAAAGUGACCUGGGUUGGAACGCUGCAACUCGACACACCUGAGUUAUCACCCGGGAAGUCGUUCUACCACUCUUGUUCUCUGGUAUUUUUGUAUGCUGGACAAUUUAUGAUAUCCAUUUCUUGUGCGGAGUCUGGCUCGGAAGAAAGUGUAACUUCUAACGAAGACGCUGCAUCGGGGUCAACAGGAAGAACGCAAAGUUUAGAAAGUACAAGGACAAAUUCAAAGGGAGAUGAUCCCGGCAAUUGCGUGAAGAGAUCAUGGACGUACUCGCCGCCGAUCAUUAUUAAUGUGGUUUAAUCACAUCCAAGUCACAUUGGAUUAACUCAGUGGUUUACUGGAGAUAGUUCUUCUCGCGAUGUUCUGGGUCAAUGUACGCGAAUUGUUCACAAAGGAAACCCUUUAAAAUGUUUGCGAGGUUAUUUCCAUGGUAGCAUUUUGAUAGACAAGUAUUCCAAUAAGACGACCGCUUCUUGGGAAGUGCGUUGGCUCGCUGAUGGGCAAGGCGUUAGAAGCGAGUGUAUCGAUCAGUAUGUUAUCUCUCUUUACCAUGCCGUAACGAUUUCAAGUGGAAAGUUAGUGAGAAAGAGGACGUGAUCAUCGUUAGUGAUUCAGGGGAAGUUAUACAGUGUCGUCAAGCACGCUUACCCAAACGAGCCGUCUGCUUUUAGCCUCAAUAUUUUUGGAAAGGUAUGGGGAUUGUCGAAACGUUCAAAAUGUCUCAAAGAAUGUCCGCAUUUGGAGUCGAAGUAAAUAUAAAUUUGGCUUGUGUGCAUGGCGAGUUUUGCCUCGGUGGCUCAUAACCUCACAUCUUAACGACAGCACAUUAAAGUCAACGUAUACUUUGUGAUACUUUCAACAACUUGGACCAUGUGGACGAAUAAAGUGCUUUUAGCAACCUACAGAGAGCUGCUUUAGAAUAUGGCGGUACUUGUUGUUAAGAAUCUUCUGAGACAGGACUGGAGCGCGAACAAUUAAGUCCGGGAAAUAAUCGAUGUCUUCGGUUAAUAUUCGUUACCCAUGUAGUGCCUUAUCAAGAGAAUAUGAUAAUCUCU
Messenger RNA from Orbicella faveolata, 4823 nucleotides. RefSeq names its product trafficking protein particle complex subunit 9-like. NCBI's taxonomy places the organism in Eukaryota, Metazoa, Cnidaria, Anthozoa, Scleractinia, Merulinidae. Gene Ontology annotation, cellular component: trans-Golgi network. The record is from RefSeq and is a predicted model, not a curated record.